GGCUGGUAAUCACUGAAAGCUCCAGGAAAUCCAGUCUCGGUUUCUCCUCCAGUUUAGCGACACGCUUUGGAAAGCUCUUUGUUAUGGGGAAAAUUCUCCUCUUUGCUCUACUGACUGGCGGUGUGGUACAAAAUUUAAUCGUGGCCACCAGCGAUUGCGUUGAAGGAUGCAGCGUCCUCCGCCUCCACGGGCUGUCUCGCUACCUCCUCCAUGGCUUAGCCCCUUUGUACUUCUGGCCUUCGGAGGAACUCGAUCUGUGGCUGGAAGUGCCGGCAUUUAGUGGCUUUUCCCUGAUUCGAGGUCCUACGAAGAUAUACAAGUGGCAUGAGAUCACUUUACCAGUGGAGAUAAACCGGGAGAAAGCUGUGUCACAGCACCUACCAUUUUACCAAACAAAGUGUGCGGUUCUCAGGACUACGUGUAUCUGCAUGCAAACCGGCCGGGGUUCUGGGCUGUAA
This is a messenger RNA of Penaeus monodon (black tiger shrimp), 458 nucleotides long. RefSeq lists its product as uncharacterized. The record is from RefSeq and is a predicted model, not a curated record. The transcript is spliced from 4 exons. Lineage: Eukaryota; Metazoa; Arthropoda; Malacostraca; Decapoda; Penaeidae. Bases 84 to 458 code for a protein of 124 amino acids.